CUCUGCUUUGGAGCAAAAUCCUGCUCAACAGGACAACUAUAAUUCCAGCAACUCUGCUUUGCCUUUGGAGGGUCCACCUGAGCAGGACAACUAUUACAGCUCUGCUUUGGAGCAAGAAGGCCAUUACUCGGCAGCUUUGGAGGAAGGCAGAGAAUAUUGCUAUGCUUCUCAAGGACCUCCUGCUCGUCCAGCAGGCUUUCAACUACCUCGACCAAAACAAGGAAAACACACGAGAACUGCGGGUGCUGCCGGAAUUGCACUCCCUGGAAGAAGUGCUUCUCCUGUUUUCAAGUAUUGUU
Amoebophrya sp. A25 is the source of this 299-nucleotide messenger RNA. Lineage: Eukaryota; Dinophyceae; Syndiniales; Amoebophryaceae. The record is from the annotation of a GenBank genome assembly.